Messenger RNA from Alosa alosa (allis shad), 4726 nucleotides. It is a transcript of the gene bean1, whose product is annotated as brain expressed, associated with NEDD4, 1. The coding region runs from base 510 to 1481 and encodes 323 amino acids. The record is from RefSeq and is a predicted model, not a curated record. NCBI's taxonomy places the organism in Eukaryota, Metazoa, Chordata, Actinopteri, Clupeiformes, Clupeidae. The transcript has 6 exons.
GGACCCAGCUAUGUUUGAUAACAUUCAGAUGCGUUGUUGGCACCACCUGACCGCCUGUCAUCUGAAUGAAAUGCGAUGGCGUUAUAGCUGCCAACCAGCUGACUGCAUGGUUGCGAACAAUGUCUGAGGCAUCCGCAGUGAAGCUAAUGUUGUCUCUCUCUCCCGGUUGUUCUGAAAGCGGCACAUUGCGUUUGUUGACGGCGGUCCAGAGUGGGCAUCAAGGCGAAGGCAAGUCCUCAAGAAACCCAAACGUGGGGAGAUGCGCUUUAAUUUAGGCGAGCGCGUUUUGUCCUCGCUCUGCUAUCGUAAGCGAUCCGAGAGAUUUUGGACUGCCGAAGACUUCAAACGGUUGUUGCGGAGUGGCAUUCAUCAUUGUAUGUAACCAGGAAUGUUCAAUCGUUCAUGUUCUACGUCGUGAGAUGCAAUUCCCCAUUUACGGGAUGUAGCAUGUUUCUCUCUUUCUAAGACUUUGGCGGUGAAAUCUGAAGGACAACAUACUUACCAGUCGCAUGGGGAUAAUUUCAAUCAGGCUAUUGGCGGCUUUGUCUGUUCCCCAGCUCUGUGGCACCUCAGAAGCGAUAGAAGUCGUCAGGAAUUACUCAAAAGCAUAUGAGGACAUUGCCCCUUUGUGCCAGCGCGAGGAGCUCCGGUUCAGUAGCUGCCUGGUGGACUGGUUGAGAUGCUACUAUAAGAAGGACUGUGGACGAGAGUACAUGUUGAUGAAAUUGAUCUGUUCAGUGAGCUCGAACCAGAGCAGCCCCAGCCAUGAGUACCCUGACUGCCGUGAUGGGGGCAGUGAGGCCAGCCUGCUGGUGUCUCCUCUGGUGGUGGCGGGCAUCGUCAUCGGCCUGGUGCUCUUCCUCUCCUGCGUCACCAUCAUCGUGGGCAGCCUGCGCAAGGACAGCCGCCUCCGCAACCCGCAUCUGCGUGCCAGCUGCACCCCUGAUGGCUUCUCGUACGGUGGCUCUAUUGGUGAGCUGAGGUCCACCUGCAUUGAGGAGUUCCCCCCUGCGUUUGACUUUGACUCCUAUGUGGAGACCCUCUCACAGGUCAAUGUCAUGUACCCAGACUCACCGCCAUGUUAUGAUGAAUGUGUGGGACCGGGUGCAACGCAGAUCUAUGUCCCCACCGACGACCCCCCUCCGUACUCUCUGAUGGACCCGUGCCAAGGCCGAGAGGACCAGCCGGACCUCCACACCUACCUGGAGAUGGGCGAGCCGUCCACCGGUGGGGCCUCCUGGGUGGCUGUGGGCGGAGCCUCCCAGUACCCAAUCAGACUGUGUGAGCUGCGGCGGCAGCCAAUCGCCUCCAUCUCCCUGUCGGCGCUGCCGCUGGAGGAGGCGCCGGCGUAUGAGGCGGUGGUGGGCGGCGGGCCCGGUCAGAACCGGACCAUCCCCCUGAUGCCCAUGGAUCUGCUGAAGCACACAGCGGAGGCGAGCAGCAGCAGCCCACAGCACGCAGUGUCACACCGAAUCCUCUAGAAUAACCCCACCCCGCUGUAGAAUCCUACCUUCCCCUUGUGUCGGGUCCUCUGUGUAGCUUCACUCUCUCUUGCUGAAACAGCACCCACUAGUGUUCGUAGAGGGUACUGCAGAACAUUGCAGAGCACAGCAAUAAACUGUAGCAGAGUGAAACUGAGUCUUUACCCCUCACAAGCCAAACCUGGCCCACCACCGCACUCUAGACCUUUGGAUUCCAUUGAGCCCAAUGGAAGGCUGCCAUCGCUUCACAUCCCCUCCCUGCCACCGGGGGCACUGCAGGACAGCAAAAUCCUGUGGGCCACGCUGGAGGGGUAUAUAACGGAGGACACUUGAGACUUCACUGGAUGUCCAUUGUCAUGCAGCCUAACCUCUAUUGUCUUCUGUGUGUACGUGUCUAUGCGUGUUGGAGUAUGUGUGUGUGUGCCAGUGAAUGUGUGUGUGUGUGUGUAAGAGAGAGAGAGAGAUUGUCCAUGUGGGUGUGUUUAAACAGCUUAACUUUCCAACUGUAGUCGUUUGGAUUUACUCACAGUGAUUUGAUCUGAUGAGCCACAUAGGCCCUAAAAGGCUCAACUCAUGCCCAAAUUCCCACACAGAUAUGUACUGUAUAUCAGUAUUUGUGUAUUGUAUCAGGUCCACAACUCCACACUAAUCUACAUCCAUAACGUAAAUAACAGACUCCACAAAGAGACUCCACAAAGCUACACAAAUUAGAAAGUAUCCUCACUUUGUCUUGCUUUGUAGACAUUUGUAUGUGUAGUUUUUGUCUGCCUGCCAAUGUUUUAACAGAAAGCAAGGUUUAUUUUUUAAGAUAACACAUUUAUAGAGGUACUUUUGGAUUUCUUUAUUCAUGGUUUUAUUCUUUGAAUAACUUUUAUAUAUAUAUAUAUUUAUAUUUUGUAUAUUUUUCCUUGUAACACUUUUUAGGCAAAGUAAAUAAUUUUCAAUGCUUCAGUCCUUAUUUAAGCUCAAUUGAUAUCUAUGUGUGGCCACCAUUUCAGUCAAAACACAAUCACUGUGAAUAUUUUUGUUUGUAUGUUUUACUCAUAUGUAUUUAUGUAUUUUUGAGGCAUCAUAAAAGUAUGUAUUUUUGUCUGACUGUUCCUUUCCGACCUGUAAAGGACAGUGGUAGUGACAGCUGCCAGUGAUAUGGUGCACGUCUUUGGUAGCAAUUAAAUACUGAACCUAACUAGCCAUGGAUGACAGGCUUCUAAUAACCUUUACCAUAAUUGGUGCUAAGGGCUUCAGCCGUCGCAUCUCUCAACCAAAGGACGAUUAAAUAAUUACAUUAAUAAGAAAUUUACAUUGAGUUAUCUUCACACCCAAAGUACAAACAAAUAUCACUCCAUCUUCACUUUACCACCAAUGUCUUUGCUAUGAGAUGUCUUAUAUUUAUAGUUGUAUUUUAUUACUUGUUUCUUGUGUCACAAAGCCACAGCAACAUGUGUAUUAUUUAAAUGUAUACGAUUAUUCAAUUUCAUGGACUCACUCAUCUGUAUGCUGGAACUCUCUUAUUGUUCAACUAAGCUUCCAGAACUUGCUUUAGUUUCAUGAAACCACACAGUGUUGACAUGCAGAAGAGCACAUGCAUAGGCAGCGAUUAACAUCAAGGUGAUAACUUCCAGUGAUUCCGCAGAGCAAUGACUGUACAUAGUGCCUGUUUAAAAGCAUUACGACUGUUAGAAUUGUGAGCACUGUUUAGAUGUGUACCCUAACUUUAACUGAAUGCAAUUUGUGUAUGUGCUAUAUGUAUUUAUUUUUCUUCAUUUAUAUGUGUAUGGCCUUGUUCCUGUAAGACCUCUGUGGAAGCUAAUCAAUUUUUUCUUCCCACCCCCACGACUUUAAAAUGAAAUCCAUAGACGUGUUAAUGUUUAAUACUGACACACAAGCUGUUCGCCACCAGUGGUACCUCAGUGUGCAACCUCUCGCUCAGAGCUAGUCCUCACAGCAAGCAUUAAUCCUCGCAGGAUUUUUUAUAAACAAAUUUGACGCAUGAUUGCAUCGCUGGUAUAGUGAGAAAAAAAGACUGUAAACAGAUAUGAAUAUUAAAUGGGCUAGGAUUAUUUAUUUAGUAUAGCUUGAAUAAUGUGUGUAGCUGUUUACGAGACAAUGUAUUUUUUGUUUGUUUUUUUGUUUGUUUGUUUAAAGACAAGCUCUGUGGUUUUUAUAUGUGAAGUGCAGUAGGCAACAUGUACCACUGAUUCUUCCCUGUAGCACUUGAAAAGUAUCCCUUUCGACAAACAAAAAAAAAUCUAUUUCAUCCUUAUAAUCUAUGUGCAUGUGAAUGCUGGCUCACACCAUUCCAUAACAGGUAAAUCCUGCACCUCCUGUUGAGAAGGAUAAUAUUUAAAUCUGACUGAAAUUCAGCCAAAAACUGCCUCACGUUGGCAUUACAUAAGAGACUGGGAGCAAGGAUAUUGUAUCUCAGUCCUUCGGCCCAUACCCAGCCUAUUACCAUCAAUACCCUUAUAUUCAAUUCCACAACAGCAUAGUCUUUAUAUCCAUACCCUGCCUAUUACCAUCAAUUACCCUUAUAUUCAAAUCCACAACAGAAUAUGUGAUUCAUUCAUAACCCCCAUGACAGACAGUUUUGGAAAGGAUAACGUUGACUCACACGACACACAACAACACAGUAGGCCUAUCUCCAGAUACAGCUGCAAGAAAUUGACAUCAAACACUCUCACCUGUCUUUUGUGUUGAUUAUCUACACCACAUGGUGUCUAGGGUGAGCCAGUUCCCUUCGAAACUCAGCUCUUCUGCAGGAUGUGCACAGAAACGUCAAUUGUAACCUGUUGGCCUCUACAGGCAAUAGUUUGUGUAAUAUCUAGUUAUACCAGUUCACAAAGUGGUACUUCACUGAUAUAAAUUAAUUUUGGUCACAUAAAAAAGUUAGUCACGAAUACCAUGAGCUCUGCACACCACACAUUUUAAGCCAAUCUAAGUCUGGUCGUGUGGGUGGGGCACUAGUACACUGUUUCACAACUAUGGAAGUCAAGUCUAGUUUGUUUCAUUACAGUGUGUUGGCUGUUCUCAUUCCUUGAUAGUACUGUAGCACUUUGGGUGUUUGAGCCCAAGCUGAACUGAUGUGAAUUAUGCUGUAUGUAUGCCCAUUGUAAACUCGUCACCUGUCUCAAGUGAUACUGACUCUAGUUUAUGUUUCGAUGCAGUCAUACACACGUUUCAUGUUUUGUAUUAGAGCUUUCAUUCCUUUCCUAUAUUCUGAACAAUAAAUAAAAUUGUUACUAUUA